AUGCGCGUGUCGCGUGCGAGAGCAGGGGUCUGGCUCAGUCGCUCCUCCGCAAUUCCAAGGCCUCUGCGACCAUGUCUGGCUUUCGCAGUAAUUCGGGCGCAACGACGCUGUUUGCAGCUCCCGUAUGGCCCUCAGACUCCUGGACCGCCUGACGCUGGUCCCGUGGAGAGCGAGGAUGAUGCGCCCAAGAAGGGCUCGUCCGGCUCAGAUGCCGGGAAUGGUCAGUCCAGGUUCGAUUGGAAAGGUACGGCCUUCAAGAUGACUGAAGCUGCCUUGACCACAUUCGCUUCGGUCGCUAUCCUCGGAGCCGUGGGCUAUGGUUACACUCGAUAUUACAAGUACAUGAUUCUGGAGAAGAUGGAGCAUGCAUUCGACCCUGGGGAUCCUGUACUCGACAUAGCUGCUACUGCUAAACAAGGAUCCGCGACUGGUGGUCAUGUUCUUGUGGACGAGGAGAAGCAACGCGAACAUUGGGUGCUCCGCAAAGAGCAGGCACUCAUUGAUCGCAUUGUCGCUGGCGAGGUUAGAGGCCAGUACCAUCUGAUCGUUGGUGAGAAGGGCACGGGCAAGUCCAGCAUGCUGAUAGACGCCAUGGCCAAGAUUGACGGCGAAGGCUGCGCCAUGCUUGAAGCCCAUGCCAAUCCUGAGAUUUUCAGGAUCCGACUCGGUAAGGCAUUGGACUUCGAAUUCCAUGAGGACAACAUGGGCUCACUCUUCUCGAUACGUGGCCCGCGCGACGCGGGUGCCCUUCUUGAUGUUGAACGAGCAUUCAACAAGCUAGAGAAAGUCGCUCUCAAGCGAAGACACGAGAUUGGACGUCCUCUGAUUCUCAUCUUCAACUCGAUGCAUUUGUUACGCGACGACGAUGAUGGCAAAGACCUGCUCGAGCUGAUACAACAAAGAGCAGAGCAAUGGUCUGCGAGCAAUCUUGCAACUGUCAUCUUCAACUCAGACGAUUACUGGAUCUACGAGCGCCUGAAACAAUACGCCACCCGGAUGAAUGUGCUACGCAUUCUCGACCUUGACAAGCAAAAAUCCAUUACAGCAUUGCGGAACUAUCGCACAAGAUAUAGAAACGACCAACCCAGCGAAUCGCUCCUGGAGCAGGUCUAUGACAAGGUUGGCGGACGUAUGUCGUAUCUCAAUCGUGUCGCAAAGGCGGACGAUAUGCUUAAGAAGGCCGAGGAUAUUUGCCGUGCGGAGAAAACCUGGUUCUUGAAUCAAUGCUGGAUCUUGGGCGCAGAGAUGGACGACGAUGUGAUGGAUCAACAGAAGUAUGCAUCCGCUGCUAUGGUGCUCGCAAAAGCGCUGGUUGACCUGGAGAAAGAAAUGGAAAAGACCUAUGAUGCUGAGCAAGGGCACAUUCUGCCAGAAAUACCGCUCCACAAAGCAAGACAGAUCAUGACUCGAGCGGAUUUUAUACAGAGCUACGAUGCCAUCAAUAUCUUCGCAAUUGACAGCAACGCGAAUGUCCGGCCGGAUUCCGUUCCCAUGAUGAAUGCGUUUCGAGAGAUUUGCAGUGAAGAGGGCUUCGAUGAGUUCCUGGAGGCCACCUUGGACAGAAUUGGAGACAUCGAAUCUUUGGGCCGCACAAGGGAGCUUACGAUCAAAGAUCUGUGGGACGGCGGCAAGUACAGGGUCAAAAUGCAGGAUAAGGAGCUUACCUUCGAAUGCGAAAAGCCGGAAGAAGAGGAAGAGGGAGAUGACAAAAGCAAAGGGAAAGCCGAUGAUGAUGGCGAUGAUGACGAGGCACUCGGAAAGGCACAGCAUGUUGUUGCAGAGGCAUACCAGAAGUAUCUGGAGAGUCAGAAGAAGAAAUAA
Molecule: messenger RNA, 1821 nt
Organism: Cercospora beticola
Lineage: Eukaryota; Fungi; Ascomycota; Dothideomycetes; Mycosphaerellales; Mycosphaerellaceae
Product: ATP-binding protein
Source: RefSeq, a predicted model, not a curated record